UUAACAAUAGUCUAGGGACCUUUCUACCAUUAACUCUUCAAAGUUACAGUUGUGUCGUCUCUCUCGCACAAAACAGAGAUAAUUUAGGGUUUAAUCUACUGUGCUAAACCCCAAUCAUCCGCCAUUGCCGUAUAACAAACAUUAGCUAGCGGGCACUUACAUAAAGGAAAAGGAGGCAAUACAACAAGAAUGGCAACGAAUGCAAUGUAUCUUUCUGUGACUAGUCGGCCUUUGCUUUCGAGUCCGGCUACCAUAAAGUCACUACAAGUUAGAUCAUUUACCGUGAGAUGCUCCACUGGUUCUGCCUCCACGGGUGCUGCAGUUUCUGCUCCUUGGAAGCUUGCGGAUGCUAGACUCGUGCUCGAAGAUGGAUCUGUUUGGAGAGCCAAAUCAUUCGGUGCUUCCGGGACUCAAGUUGGUGAAGUUGUAUUUAACACUUCAUUAACAGGGUAUCAAGAAAUUCUUACCGACCCCAGCUAUGCAGGCCAAUUUGUCUUGAUGACCAACCCACACAUUGGCAAUACGGGUGUUAAUAUAGAUGAUGAAGAAUCAAUACAAUGCUUCCUAGCUGGUUUGAUAAUUAGAAGCUUGAGUAUCAGCACGUCAAACUAUAGAUGCACGGAGUCACUUUCUGACUAUUUGUCAAAACGGAACAUCAUGGGAAUAUACGAUGUUGACACUCGUGCGAUUACCCGUCGGUUACGAGAAGACGGAAGCCUGAUUGGUGUCUUGAGCACAGAAGAGUCCAAAACAGAUGAACAACUUUUGGAGAUGUCCCGCACAUGGGAUAUCGUAGGUGUGGAUCUAAUUUCUAGUGUUUCAUGCAAGCAACCUUAUGAAUGGGUUGAAAAAACCGGUUUCGAGUGGGAUUUUAACUCUAAUCGAAGACAUGAGGAGACUUUCCAUGUGGUGGCUUAUGAUUUUGGUAUCAAGCACAAUAUACUGAGGCGAUUGGCAUCUUACGGUUGUAAAAUAACUGUUGUUCCCUCAACAUGGCCUGCAACGGAGACUCUUAAAAUGAAACCAGACGGAGUUCUUUUCAGCAACGGGCCAGGUGACCCGUCUGCGGUUCCGUAUGCUGUCGAGACCGUGAAGGAGAUUAUCGGCAAAGUUCCUGUUUUCGGAAUUUGCAUGGGCCAUCAGUUACUCGGUCAAGCAUUGGGCGGGAAAACAUAUAAAAUGAAGUUCGGUCAUCAUGGUGGAAAUCAUCCUGUUCGCAACGUUAGGAACGGUAGUGUUGAGAUUAGUGCACAGAAUCACAAUUAUGCGGUUGACCCAGAGUCACUUCCGAGUGGAGUGGAAGUAACACAUGUGAAUCUCAAUGAUGGAAGCUGUGCGGGUCUCGCUUUUCCGCAACAAAAACUCAUGUCUCUUCAGUACCAUCCUGAAGCGUCUCCUGGACCUCAUGAUUCAGAUCUUGUAUUUGAUCAUUUUGUGGAGUUAAUGAGACGAGAAAAGCAAAGUUCAUGAGUGGUUUGAGGCAAAUCUUGAUAAAUGGCCCUACAUGAAAAGAGUUUGUACCGAACAAGGAGUUAGUAGCUACAAGCGUAUCCAUGGCUAAUUAUUAUAAUGUUGUGUUUUGUUUUGUUUUGGAGAGACUUUAUGUUUUAUCUGGUAAGAACUAUUAUUACAUGCAUUCCCUUUUAUUAUG
Molecule: messenger RNA, 1651 nt
Organism: Helianthus annuus (common sunflower)
Lineage: Eukaryota; Viridiplantae; Streptophyta; Magnoliopsida; Asterales; Asteraceae
Product: carbamoyl-phosphate synthase small chain, chloroplastic
Exons: 11
Coding region: 190-1470 (426 amino acids)
Biological process (GO): 'de novo' pyrimidine nucleobase biosynthetic process; L-arginine biosynthetic process; L-glutamine metabolic process
Cellular component (GO): carbamoyl-phosphate synthase complex; cytoplasm
Molecular function (GO): carbamoyl-phosphate synthase (glutamine-hydrolyzing) activity
Source: RefSeq, a predicted model, not a curated record